UUAGAUUACAAUACAUUUUCCGUGCGUUUGUUGUUAUCGUGGUACUUCAAGAUCGUAAUCCAUUACAAUAGUCAGUGCAUUUUACUAGCGUAGCUAGUUGAGGCUAGUUGUAUGCCCUGUGAAAGUCAUUGGUUCGUGUUUGAAGUAUGGUUUUGUUGUUAUGAUUGGUAGUAACGUGAGGGCUACGGUUUCCUAACUGGUAUCGAUACGUAACCAAUCGAUUCACUUCGUUUUCCUGUGGCCGUGCGACAUUGCACCUAGCACGAUUUCCUUAAGGCACAGAGGCAAGGACAUGAUGUUGUGAAGUUGUACCAUAAGCCAAGAUGGCUGCCGGCCGAAUUCCACUGGUGUUGCUAGCCUGCGGCUCCUUCAACCCCAUCACCAACCAGCAUAUGAGGCUGUUUGAGCUGGCCAGAGACCACAUGCACAGCACAGGUAACUACCAGGUUGUUAAAGGCAUUGUAUCCCCAGUGAGUGAUGGCUAUGGCAAACAGGGCCUUGUGUCGGCCGAGCACAGGAAUGCCAUGGCGAAGCUGGCCCUGCAGACCUCUGAUUGGAUAACGAUUGACAAAUGGGAGAGCGACCAGCCAGACUGGACAGAGACAGUCAUCACUAUGAGGCAUCACCAUGGGUGCAUACUGAAACAAUACCAGCAAAGCACAGGUCCAUCGCCCCAGCUGAAGCUGCUGUGUGGGGCGGACUUCCUGGAAGGCUUCCGCGUGCCGGGCCUGUGGCAGCCUGAGGACCUGGAGGAGCUGGCCGGCGCGUACGGCCUAGUGUGCGUGAGCCGCGGCGGGCUGCAGCCGGAGCGUGCCGCGCACGAGUCGGACGCGCUGUGGCGCCACCGCCGCAACGUGUUCCUGGUGCGCGAGUGGGUGCACAACGAGGCCAGCGCCACGGAGGUGCGGCGCGCCCUGCGCCGGGGCCUCAGCGCCAAGUACCUGCUGCCCGACGCCGUCAUCGACUACAUCGGCCGCCACGCCCUCUACACCGACGCCAGCGAGAGCAAGAACCAGGGCACGCCGCUCAGACCCCUGGCCAAGCAAUACCAGCCGGGGGGGACGGGGGUGGGAGCCUGGGAUGAGCCCGUCCCCCGUCCCCCCCGUCCGCCCACCAGGGAGGUCAAUGUGGCCAUCAGGAAGAUCGCCACCCUGCUGAAGCCCGACAAGGACAUCACGCAGGACGGGGACCACAUCACCAUCAAGACGCUCAGCACCUUCAAGAACUACAACAUGGACUUCACCGUGGGGCAGGAGUUCGAGGAGGACCUCUCAGGGGUGGACGACAGGAAGUGCAUGACCACUGUCUCCUGGGAUGGGGACCGGCUGGUGUGUGUGCAGAAGGGAGAGAUCGAAGGCAGGGGCUGGACCCACUGGGUGACCGGUGAUGAGCUCCAUCUGUUCAUAGUUCUAUAUCGGCCCAGCUUGCCUUCAGCCUCCACCAUGCCUGCGGACUUCAAUGGAAAAUGGAUACUGGAAACCAAUGAAAAGUUUGAGGAAUACCUGAAAGCCUUAAAUAUUGAUUUUGCCACGAGGAAAAUCGCCAUGUCCUUGUCGCAGACCAAAGUGGUCACCCAGCGUGGAGACUCUUUUGAGUUCCAAACCCUGAGCACCUUCCGCAACUACGAGCACUCCUUCACAAUAGGGGUUGAGUUUGACGAGUUCACCAAGGGACUGGACAACAGGCACGUCAAGAGUCUGGUGAACUGGGAAGGGGACAAGCUGGUCUGCACCCAGAAGGGAGAGAAGGCGAACCGCGGCUGGAAGCACUGGAUCCAAGGAGACAAGCUUUACCUGGAGUUAACGUGUGAGGAUGUAGUUUCUGUUCAAGUUUUUAAGCGGAAAGAAUAAACACCAACAUUUUCAA
Molecule: messenger RNA, 1866 nt
Organism: Gadus macrocephalus (Pacific cod)
Lineage: Eukaryota; Metazoa; Chordata; Actinopteri; Gadiformes; Gadidae
Exons: 12
Coding region: 324-1850 (508 amino acids)
Biological process (GO): NAD+ biosynthetic process
Cellular component (GO): mitochondrion
Molecular function (GO): lipid binding; nicotinamide-nucleotide adenylyltransferase activity; nicotinate-nucleotide adenylyltransferase activity
Source: RefSeq, a predicted model, not a curated record